Molecule: messenger RNA, 1883 nt
Organism: Tilletiopsis washingtonensis
Lineage: Eukaryota; Fungi; Basidiomycota; Exobasidiomycetes; Entylomatales
Product: glutamyl-tRNA synthetase
Exons: 9
Coding region: 174-1850 (558 amino acids)
Biological process (GO): glutamyl-tRNA aminoacylation
Molecular function (GO): ATP binding; zinc ion binding; tRNA binding
Source: RefSeq, a predicted model, not a curated record
ACCACGAAGCCGCCCGCCGCCCCUUCUCUCGCCGUUCAUCGCCUCAGCAAGCAGCACGCCGCUCGCACUGCGCACGGCAGACUGACUCGCGCGCUGGACGCUGUCUCGAAGCGGACCGCACGCUGUAGCAGCCUGGUUUCCGCCGCGCUGUGCGCUCGCUGCUGAGGCGCGUCAUGCUCACCUUCGGGGCUGCGCUGGCUCGCCGCUGUCUGCGCCAGGGCGUCGCAGGCCCCAGCACUGGGAGAUGUCCUGGCGCCUCGGCACGCCGCUGCAUGCACGACAGUGCGGACGCCCGUGCUGGCCAGACGCCCCGAGUGCGCUUUGCUCCGUCGCCGACGGGUGCGCUCCACCUCGGCGGCCUGCGCACUGCGCUCUUCAACUACCUCUUUGCGCGCCAGAGCGGCGGGCGCUGGCUACUGCGCAUCGAGGACACGGACAGGAGUCGGCUCGUCGAGGGCUCGCAGGAGAGCCUGCUGCGCGUUCUCGCCCUGUGCGGCCUCACACCAGACGAGAGCCCUUCGGCGCCCGGCGACUGCGGGCCCUACGUGCAGUCCGAGCGGCUGAGCCUGUACGCGGCGGCGUGCGAACAACUGAUCCGAGACGGACACGCAUAUCGCGACUUCCAGCCUGAGGCCGCAACCCUCGCAGAGAAGGAGGCAGAACGCAAAACGAAGAAGAAGACGCCACGGCCCAACCGGGACGCCAUCGUGCCCGACGAGGAGGAGGCACAGCGCUUGAUUGCCGAGGGGCGGCCGUUCGUCGUGCGGUUCAGGGUGCCGCGCAAGCCCACGACGAUACAAGACAUGGUCUAUGGAUCGAUCACCAUGCCCAAGUCGCAUGCCGACGACCCAGUCCUUGUCAAGUCGGACGGCUGGCCGACCUACCACCUGGCCAAUGUCGUGGAUGACCACGCCAUGCGGAUAACGCACGUGCUGCGAGGAGAGGAGUGGCUGCCUUCCCUGCCUCUGCACCUGGCGCUCUACGAGGCACUUCGGUGUCCGCCGCCCGCGUUUGCGCAUCUGCCGCUCCUCAUGAACAAGGAUGGCUCGAAGCUGUCCAAGCGCUCAGGCGGACACGUCAACGCACAGGACUAUCUCGCGGAGGGCUACGAGCCGGAGGCGCUGCUGAACUUUGUCGCGCUGAUGGGCUGCAACUGGCACGGCCGCGAAGGCGACAAUGAGGUCAUGUCGCUCUCGGAGAUGGUCGACGGCUUUUCCAUUGCCAACGUCUCUCAUGCACGUGCAAAGCUGCAUCUGGACAAGCUUCGCUUCCUCAAUCGCCAGCACAUGGCCCGAAAGCUCGAGAGGGGCGGUGAAGCCGCCGCCGAGUUGCUCAGCCGAGCUCGCCAGGCGCUUGCAGGCCGCUGGCCCGAAGCCAAGGAGCUCAUGACUCAGUCGCGCGUGGAGCAGAUCGUGCGCGCAGUCAUGGGUCGCCCCGACACCGUGAACGAGAUCGCCGACACGGCCUCGUUUCUCUUUGAGGCGCCGGACUGGAGCACGUCAGAAGCUGCGAAGCUUCGGGGCGAUCCAGAGACAUACACUCCCGUUCUCCACACGGCGCUCGACCUCGUCGAGGUGGCCAGCGAAGCGCAGGCCCGCGACGAGCUCUGGCUUACAACCGCUCUCGAGGACUUUGCCCUGCGGCUGGAGGCUGCCAACGGCUGGCAGGCGGGACAGGGCAAACAGCGCGUGAUGCGUCAGAUCCGGCACGCCCUCACUGCGAGAUCUCGCGGCCCGAGCAUUGGCACCGUCUUGGUGCUCAUGGGCCCGGCUCUCGCCAGGGAGCGCCUUCACGCUGCGCUCGAUCACUUCGCCAGCGAGGCCAGCACUGCGGCCCUUCCCGAGCAAUAGACCUAAUCGUAAGAUUGGCACAGCGGCCUCGCC